This is a messenger RNA of Cynara cardunculus var. scolymus (artichoke), 1044 nucleotides long. Its product is annotated as (+)-neomenthol dehydrogenase-like. The transcript has 5 exons. Bases 49 to 963 code for a protein of 304 amino acids. NCBI's taxonomy places the organism in Eukaryota, Viridiplantae, Streptophyta, Magnoliopsida, Asterales, Asteraceae. Gene Ontology annotation, cellular component: membrane. The record is from RefSeq and is a predicted model, not a curated record.
AUGACAAAUAUUAUCUCAUUUCUCUAUUGCAAUUCGGACGACUAAUUAAUGGAGGGCAAAAGAUGUGCAGUUGUUACCGGAAGUUACAAAGGGAUUGGAUUCGAAACAUGUCGUCAACUUGCUUUGAGCGGGAUACAAGUCGUAUUAACGGCUAGAAACGAGAGUCGAGCGGCUGAAUCUGUUGAAAAACUCAAAGAAUCCGGCCUUUCGAAUGUCCUUUUUCAUCAACUCGAUAUCAAAGAUCCAAGUAGCAUAACACGUUUGGUCAAAUUCGUCGAAACCCACUUCAAGAAACUCGAUAUCUUGGUCAAUAAUGCAGCAGAAGGUGGAGUUAUUUAUUUAAAUGAAAAAAAAUUUAAAGAUGGAGGAGGAUUUGUGCAAGUGUUGGAUGAGAAUGUACACCUUCUGACCGGCGUUAUGGAGCAAACUUAUGAAUUGGGACAAGAGUGUUUGAAAACAAAUUAUUACGGAACCAAAGGAAUCACUGAAGCGUUUGUUCCUCUUCUUCAGCUCUCUAACUCGCCAAGAAUUGUGAAUCUUACCUCCUCUUUCGGAGACCUACACUGGUUUCACAAUGAGAAGUUGAAAGAAGAAUUGGAAGAUAUCGAGCAUUUAACUGAAGAGAGGAUCGACGAGAUUAUCCAAUGGUUUUUAAAGGAUUUAAAGGCUGAUAAGUUGCAGGAGAAUGGAUGGCCUCUGACCGCAUCUGCUUAUAAAGUUUCGAAAGCCGCUGUUAAUGCUUACACAAGGCUAAUGGCAAGAAAGUUUCCAAAUAUUCUAGUGAAUUGUGUGCAUCCUGGGUAUUGUGUAACAGAUAUCACAUCAAAUACAGGAUUUAGUACUGCAGAAGAAGGUGCUAAAGGUCCGGUAAUGGCUGCUUUGUUGCCGAAUGAUGGACCAUCAGGGGUCUAUUUUAGUCAAACGGAAAUAACCCCAUUUAUGAUUGCAAAAAGAUCAAUGUAAUAAGAACAUUUUAUUAUUACUCUUUGUAACGAAAUCGUAUCAGCUUUUUAUUUCGAUUAGUUUGUUCAUUUGAAUUUGAAA